This is a messenger RNA of Sinocyclocheilus grahami, 1986 nucleotides long. RefSeq names its product growth hormone releasing hormone receptor, like (gene ghrhrl). NCBI's taxonomy places the organism in Eukaryota, Metazoa, Chordata, Actinopteri, Cypriniformes, Cyprinidae. The transcript has 12 exons. Gene Ontology annotation, biological process: cell surface receptor signaling pathway; positive regulation of cell population proliferation; adenylate cyclase-activating G protein-coupled receptor signaling pathway. Gene Ontology annotation, molecular function: growth factor binding; peptide hormone binding; growth hormone-releasing hormone receptor activity. Gene Ontology annotation, cellular component: plasma membrane. The coding region runs from base 1 to 1143 and encodes 380 amino acids. The record is from RefSeq and is a predicted model, not a curated record.
AUGGCGCAACAGCUAUCCAUUGAAAAGAAGAAAUUUCACCUUUGUGCUAACGCAAUCAGAAGUUGUCUGCCAGUAUGGGAUGCUGUAGUGUGUUGGCCCAGAGCUGCAGUGGGUGAGACGGUCCACUUGCACUGUCCUGCUGUUUUCUCUCUCAUCAAGAACAACACAGGUAUAGUGAGUCGUAACUGCACGGCUGGCGGCUGGUCACAUCCGUUCCCUCCUUACCACGAGGCCUGCAUUGUUGAGGAUGAAAUCCCCGAGGAGUCAUAUUUUGCCACUGUGAAACUGAUCUACACUGUUGGUUAUGGAGCGUCACUGCUGUCGCUCUCUGUUGCCGUGGUAAUACUGCUGCUCUUCAGGCGAUUACACUGCGCUCGAAACUACAUCCACAUGCAGCUGUUUUUCACCUUUAUCCUGAAAUCGGUGGCUGUGUUUGUCAAAGAUGCUACGCUGUUCUCCAGUGACGACACGGAUCACUGCACACUCUCCACAGCAGCCUGUAAGGUGUCGGUGGUGUUUUGUCAUUAUUGCGUCAUGACUAAUUUCUUCUGGUUGCUGGUUGAAGCCAUGUAUCUGAACUCUCUGCUGGUCUCGGACUUCCCGCGCAUCCGCCGCUGUCUCUGGAGUUUCGCUCUGCUGGGCUGGGGCUUUCCACUGGUCUGCAUCGUCCUCUGGAUCUGCUCCAGACUGUAUUUUGAGGACACAGAGUGCUGGGACAUAAAUGAAGACUCUCCUUAUUGGUGGAUCAUCAAGGGUCCCAUUGUAGUUUCCAUAGGGGUGAACUUCCUUCUCUUCAUGAACAUUAUCAGGAUUCUGGUGCAGAAACUGAACCCCCGCUUGAUCCAAUUCAACAAUUCAGCUCAGUACAGGCGACUGACCAAGUCCACCCUCCUCCUCAUCCCUCUCUUCGGCACUCAUUACAUGGUCUACAACUUCCUCCCAGAAUACUUCAACGUGAGCCUGCGGCUUUGCAUCGAGCUGUGUCUGGGCUCCUUCCAGGGCCUCAUUGUGGCAGUUCUCUACUGUUUCCUGAACCAGGAGGUUCAGAAAGAAAUACACUUACGUUGGAUGCGAUAUCAAGAGGGGAGUUACGUUGUCGUCCCUGUUGGAGCCAAAGGAAGUCAGAUGGACACUCCAUUCUAGAGUCAUUAAAACUCACCGGUGCCUCUAAUAUACAGACCUCGACACCUCCAGAAAACAUGAACAUCUGAAUACAACAGUUUUAUUAAAUGCAGAUUGUAUUGCUCAGUUGAUAUGACAACAAAUGGCUUAAAUAGCCAGAAUAUACAGUAUUUAGGCUGCAGUAUAUCUGUGAAUUAAACACAUUAGCUCAUUAGAGAGCAUGGUAAAAAAAAAUGUAUUUAAAAAAAUGUGAAUACUGGAAUUCAUCAUAGCAAAACUGCUGCUUUUGGGGGAUUCUGGGUGGGUUUAAUCAAAGUAUGUACAUAUAAAAGCCUAUAAAAAUAUACUUCUGUUGCCCUUCAAAUUCAGAUAUUAUAAUAUCUAUUACUUUGGGGGAAAUGUUAAACUCUAAAAUUGUACACAAUAAAAGGCAGUAUGGUGGUUUUGAAUGUGUACAUAUUUAUCUGUAUGUAUGUAUGUAUGUACAUGUUUACAGUAUUAACAUUUGUAAAGAGAAAUAUAAAGAUUAAUUGGUAAAUUCAUGGAUUUCUGCGCGAGAUAGGCCUACGGGUAACCAGCCAAGUUGUUAUGUUUUAUAUGUUGUAAUUCUGUAGAAUUUGUUCAACUACAAUUUCUAUUGGCAAAAACAGUGGUUUGAUAUUUCCUUAUCAUUUCAAAAGUUGUUUUGUGUUUAUAACUGUAUUUAUAUUUAGCUGAAAUGCCUGUAAUAGGCUGUUUAAUGUCAAGUUCCCAUAGAGUGACAACACGUCCUGCAAUUUGCUCAUCAUAUGUUCCUGAUACAUCAUAUGUAUCUUUUUCCCCCCUGCCAUAUAAAUGUUCAAAAGCAUCUUUGUAGCAAAGACU